CAAUGCUUUCAUGCAUUUCACAUUAAAUGGCUCUCAUUUAGGCUCACUUGAUAAUAUUGGACUUGAUUCAGUUGAAAUUCUGUAUCUUUUCCCAAAUGUCCCUCUCUCUUGCACGCACAGAGCCUGCAAUCGUCAGGAAACUUACUGUGUCUGAAAUCAGAACAUCCUCUGUGUCUCUGAGCUGGACUGAACCAGAGGGAAACAGAUCCUUCUAUAUAGUACAGUGGACUGAUGGCAGUGACAUUGGCAGUAAGAAUACCACAGAAACCUCCACUACCAUCACUGGGCUGACUGCUGGAGUGAGGUACACAUUCAGAGUCACUGCAGUGGCUGGAGAUAAUACAACUGUAGGAGAAGGCAGUGAAACAACCACUUUUACAAAGCCCGCAAUCAUCAGGAACCAUACUGUCUCUGAAAUCACAACAUCAUCUAUGUCUCUGAGCUGGACUGAACCAGAGGGAAAUAGCUCCUUCUAUAGAGUAGAGUGGACUGAUGGCAGUAAAACUAUGAAUACAAGUACACAUGAGACAGCCUUCAACAUCAAUGAACUGACUGCCGGAGUUUGGUACACAUUCAGAGUCACUGCAGUGGCUGGAGAUAACAUGACGGAAGGAGUUGCUUAUGUAACAAAUCAAGCCACAAGUAAGUCUCACUGAAAAUUGCUUUAUGCAGAUUUUUUUUGCCUCAAACUGAGCUGGAAACUAACCUCAAACAUCAGAUGACUCUUCUCUGGCGUUUCUCUGCCUUUCUCGAUUGUUCUCUUCACCGACAUCCUUCUCUUUCGCUCCCCUCUUUCUCUCCCCCUCUACUCCUCUUUCACAAACAGAACCUGCUGUCAUCGCAACCCCUACUGUCAUUCAGACCACCACGUCGCUCUCUCUGAGCUGGACCAAGCCUACAGGAGAGGCAGCAAGCUACAGGGUAGAGUUUCAUAACAGUGGAACAGGGAAGGACCAACUUACAUCCACAACCUCUGCCAUCAUACAGAACCUGACCCAAGGGACCCAGUACACACUCCAGGUCAUUGCCAUCGCCCAGGACAAGAUAACAGAAGGCGACCCUCGCACAGUAUACGUAUACACAAAGCCCGGAGUUGUCGGCAACCUCAGUGUGAUUGGAACCACAACAUCGUCUGUGUAUCUGAGCUGGACUCAACCAAAGGGAAACAGUUCAUUCUAUAGAGUAGAGGGGACUGGUGUCAGUAUGAAUACCACAGAAACCUCCACUACCAUCACUGGGCUGACUGCUGGAGUGCAGUACAGCUUCACAGUCACUGCAGUGGCUGGAGAUAAAACAACUGUAGGAGAAGGCAAUACAACAACCACUUUUACAAACCCUAAACAACCUGGGAACAUUGUGGCUACGGGACCAGGGACCAGUCAGCUGAAAGUGACCUGGACCUUGCCUGGAGGGAGCGUGGACCAAUACAAUGUGAACAUCUCUAAUGCUGCUUUAAGCUAUACAUCCAGUCAAACCACACAGACCACAAUGGCCAGCUUCACUGGGCUACAGUCAGGGAGGGUCUAUGAGGUCACAGUGACUGCUGUAGCUGGACAAUUCCGUAACCAGUCUGCUACGGGCCAGUUAGCCACUGUACCCAACCCACCUGGACCCCUCAACAUCACAGAGAGGACAACCAGCUCCCUCUCUGUCCAAUGGAAAACCCCUGGUCUAAUGACUGGUGCGCCGGGCAUCUCCUAUAACAUUAGCUACCAUUCCACUGGGACUGGAGCAAGCGGCCAGUCUACCUCUAGUCUCAGACAUAACCUGCUCUCUUUGUCCUCUGGAACGCUCUACACCAUCACCGUGAUAACCGUGGGACCACAGGAUCUGGGAAGCGCCCCUGUUAAUACAUCUGGAUAUACUUUGCCAAAACCAGUGGUGAGCCUCACAGCGAGCCCGUUGUCCACCUCCUCAGUGAAGCUACGGUGGACAGACCCUGUGGAUGUUAAGUCCUACUACUCCUACAGAGUCCAGUACAGCAACGCUACAGGCCCUGUUGGAGAGAAAACAGUCAAUACAAGCUUCGCGGACGUCCCUGGCCUAGAACCUGGGACUGGCUAUACCUUCACUGUUACAACAGUAGCAGCAGCGGGAAGCGAYGGAAUUUCAGAACACACGUUCAGCUACACAAAGCCCAAGGCGGUCAGUAACCUCGUGGUCAAGGAUCUGAACACAACCGCUAUCAAGCUUUCCUGGUCCAAACAGGAUGACCACAAACCCACCUACUCCUAUCUGGUGACUGUCUCCAAGAGGGGUUCUAUGGUUGCGAACGUGUCAACCACGGUCGAGAGCUACACCUUCACCCAUCUCCAGCCUGGGGACAGUUACACCUUCUCUGUGGUCACGGUCGUCCAGGGGGUUAAGUCUGACUCAGUAGAGACGUCUAGCUACACAAAACCUGGGGUGGUGACGAACAUCGUCACAACAGGAACAACCACCACAAUGAAUGUGACCUGGGAUGCCCCUGUGGGACAGGUGGACUCCUACACCGUCACAAUCUACAACGACAACGUGAUGGAAAACAGCCACACCAUUUCCAAUGACUCUCUAGAAUUAGUGUUCCAAAACCUGAAACCAGGGAAAGUCUAUGUUGUCAGAGUGGUCACCAACAGUGGACCGCUCACUGAGGCAUCACUGAAUGUAACAAAUGCAACGUAUCCCAACCCUCCCGGAACCCAGAUGGUGGAGGACCAGACCACUGGUUCCAUCAACAUCAGCUGGGCCCGGCCCCUGGACAUGGACCUGGRUCAGUACCGGUUCUCUGUGUUCUACCUGGGCCAGCAUAACCUGACAGAACACAACUGGAUCCUCCUGGAGAACCUCCAGUCUGGAACACUCUACAACAUCACUGUGGUAACCGUAGGGCCGUUGGACUACCAGAGCACAGCGGUGACGACAGUCAACUAUACCAGGCCCCACUCUGUGAGCGGGCUGACAGAGGCAGGAAUCACCCCUACCGAUGUGACUCUAGUCUGGGAUCAGCCGGAGAACAAAGAUGGCUACUCCUUCAAGGUGGAGGUAACCUACCCCAACGGGUCCCUUUUCAUCUCCGUCACUGUCAACAACACCAAAAGAAUUGUCACCGGACUACAGUCGGGGAGCAACUACACCUUUACCGUGACAACGCUCACAGAGGAUGGCACCAUGGCAACCCCUGUGAAAGUGUUCUAUUACACAAGACCAUAUCCCAUUAGUGGGUUGUUGGCGCCUACAGUAAACGCAACUGGUGUACGUCUGACCUGGACCAAGCCACCUCAGUACCAGAGUGGUUACACAUACCGUAUCCAGACCGAGGGGUGCGUGUCUACUCCCACAAACCACACAGUGACAGGAGAGGAGGCCGUCAUUCCAGAACUCACACCAGGAACCAAUUGCACCUUCCGUGUUUCCGUCAAGGCACAGGACGGUAUAGAGGGAGGCACCGUCUCAAUCUUUCAGUACACAGAGCCUGAGUCUGUCCAGCCAUCCAUCUCCAACAACGGUAGCACCAAUACCAUGGUGGUGAGCUGGGCGGCACCACCAGGGAAUGUGGGGCAGUAUGUGGUCCAUCUGAACAGCACUGACCAGGUCUUUACCCCCGUAUGGCUGAACUCCAACCAGCAGACACACACCUUCAGUUACCUGUCAGCUGGGAGAGAGUACACAGCCGUGGUGACCACUAUCAGUGGUCCCUUCAAUGAAACAUCAGGACCUGUAACUACAGCAACUCAACCCAACCCGCCUGGGCCCAUCAUGAUCUUGGAGAAGACUACUAGUUCCGUCACUGUGGAGUGGGGUGAAGCUCCUCUGAUGGCCAACACCACCUUCAGUUACCUGGUGAAGUACCUGUCGACGCAGCUAGACAACAAGACGGUCACUACUACAAACACAAGUCAAACACUGCCCAGCCUGUCCUCUGGAACACCCUACAAUAUGUCUGUGGUUACAGUGGGAGUGCUAGGCUUCCACAGUGAGGAGGUCUGGAGCAGUUUGGUCACAACCAGACCAGAGAGUGUCCAGUCACUGAGUGCAGUGACGGCCGAGGUGAACCUAACAUUGACCUGGUCAAAGCCUGUAGGUCACAAACCAGGCUACAGCUACAGAGUGACCUGGACCAACUCCACUGGGUUAAUCAUCAGUAAUAGAACCACAGCUAUGGAAAACCUGCCCGUCAAUGGAUUGGUCCCUGGGAGUCCGUAUAACUUCACCGUAACAACACAGACCGAUGACGGAACAGAGGGAGCUCCAGUCUCCACCUCCAGCUGCACCAAUGCCAGCCCUGUGUCCAACUUGAAGUGUGCCUCUCCUAAUGACCCCAACGCCAAGCUGAAUCUGUCCUGGACCAAACCCAAAGGACUGCACCAGGGCUUUCAGAUCACUGCUAAGGAAACCAUCCAACUCCCUCAGGGCCAGGUACACAAUAAGACAAUUGGUGACUGUAACCCAGCCUGUGGUCACACAGUCCCUGACCUGAAGCACUAUACAGACUACACCCUGACCGUGACCACUCUGGGCUGUGGGAAAACCAGCACCAUCCAAAGCCUCACCUGCAAGACUGGCAUUACUGUCCCUUCUAUCCCAGCUGACGUUGAGUCCCUAGUCAGGGUCACAUCGAAGGAUCACAACUCCUUCUCUGUACAGCUGACCCCCAGCCUCCUGGACAGCACCAAUGGACCAAUCAAACACUACGGCGUGUUGGUGACCUCAGACAUCAACAAUGUAGAUCAGUCUAACUCAUCGCAGUACUUAGUGAAGACUUAUCAGGACUGGGAAGCAGGCUCUACUACUGCAUACCUGGCUACGGUCAAAGACAACACUAACAACAGCCGGAGGAGGAAACGUGCAGGAAACAUUGACAUUUACAUAGGGGACAAAACCUCAUGGAAGGGCUAUACCAAUGGCCAACUGAAGGCCAAACGAGAGUACAGUUAUGCCAUUGUUUUAUUCACUGAAAUGGUGGUAGAGCAGAAUGGGCUUCUGAACGUCGGUUCGUCACUCGUCGUGAUAACUCUGUUUAACUCAAAUUCAUUGUACCUCCCUCAGGACCCAGUGGUCACCAGUGUGGCUGUCGGGGCAACGCUUGGAGUUUUUGUCAUCCUCGUCAUCAUUACUGCCGGCUUCAUCAUCUACUGGAGGAGACAAAACAAGAAGGACUCUUCAGACAUCCAGAUUCACUCUAUGAGCAGAACCGUUGUUGUGAGGGUGGAGGACUAUGAGGCUUAUUACAAGAAGCAGAGAGCAGACUCCAACUGUGGUUUCGCUGAGGAGUUUGAGGACCUGAAGCUAGUGGGAACAGCCCAAGCAAAAACCAGCGCUUUGGCCAUGGAGAACAAGUCUAAGAACCGCUACAACAAUGUGCUUCCCUAUGAUUCCUCUAGAGUGAAACUGUCCAUCCAUGGAAGUCCAUUUGACGACUACAUCAAUUCUAACUACAUCCCGGGUUACAACUCCAGGAAGGAGUUUAUUGCGGCCCAGGGUCCUUUGCCCGGCACUGUCAACGAGUUCUGGAGGAUGAUCUGGGAGAAGAACGUCCAGACUCUGGUCAUGCUGACACGCUGUAACGAAUCCGCUAAGGUCAAAUGUGAGGAAUACUAUCCAUCUGAGACCAAGCACUUUGAGAAUAUCACCGUGACAACCACCUCUGAGAUCCCCCUAGAAGACUGGACCAUCAGGGACUUUGACAUAAAAAAUGUGAAGACGGUUGAGAUACGCUCAGUACGUCACUUCCACUUCACAGCCUGGCCAGACCACGGCGUCCCCGAGACCACCGAGCUGCUCAUCAACUUCAGACACCUGGUCCGAGAACACAUGGACCAGUACUCACGCACUCCGCCCACCGUCGUCCACUGCAGUGCGGGUGUAGGCCGUACAGGCACCUUCAUAGCCAUCGACCGGCUGAUCUUCCAGAUAGAGAGGGAGAGUAUGGUGGACGUGUACGGCACCAUCCACGACCUGCGCAUGCACCGGCCCCUCAUGGUGCAGACAGAGGAGCAGUAUGUGUUCCUAAACCAGUGUGCCAUGGACAUCAUCCGAUCCAGAACUGGAACCAACGUGGAUUUAAUCUACCAGAACACGGCUGCGCUCACCAUCUACGAGAACGUAGAACCCAGGAAGGAUCCAUCUAAGAAUGGCUACCACAACGCGUAGAGGCCUCUGGUCCACUCAUUCCUCUCUCUAUUCCUCCCCAGUCUUCCUCCACUCCCCUCCUCCAGUAUCAGCCAGACAAGGCCUGUAGAGACGAGCUUAGGAAAGGGAAAGUCUUUUUUUUCAUAGACUCUCACUGUAUUUAUUGAUCUAGUUUUUUGUAGUAUUUAUUUGUUGUGGAAGUAGGAAAAAUAACAAGGGAGGUAACUGUUCAGAGGAACAGACGCACAAUUUUCAUCCAAAGACCAACAAUGGAAUGUACAUACAAUUAUAUUUUAGAGAUGUAAUUCUUAUAUUUCCAUAUUUUUAUAUUGCUGAUACUUUGAAUGUCUGCCUGCUCUCUUAUUGUGAUUGUUGUAGUAUUGCCAAUAUGUUAAGAAUACUUGCUCAGGUAAUAUAUGUGAAAGGAUGUGUGGUUAUACUGUGUGAGAUGUAAAUGAAUACAAAGAUAUAUAUGCACUGUAUAUUAAUAUCAAAUUAAAUGCAGAUCUCGUGUAUUGUUAAAUGGGCCCAAUGUUGUGGUUGCCAUAUAUCUCCAUCUUUAGGUAGGGAUUAGCACCCAACAUAACAAUUAUCCAACAAUUUAAAAAAAAAACUACAAAACAAAAACUCUCCUCUCUUCUGUGCCUUGAUGUGCCCUCCCGAGAGUUUCCACUAGGUGGCGCAAUUAUAUUGUUCUUUAUGUACAAUGACAGGACAAGCACAAUACACCGUUUUAGAGGUGGAAAGGAGAGCUACUCCUGGCAAUAGGCCUAUACAAAUAGUAUCUAGUAUUAGAUAUUUAAAGUCAAAUGUUACACUUUCACUCCAGAGAAUUUGGAUAUCUCAACGAGUUUUAAAACGAGGAGUUUCGUGAGAACCUUUGGGUUUUUAUGCGCUGUUCUGCGUAAAGCACUGGAUGCAUUUACGUUUUUACACUGUAGCUUUUUAAAUUCUCCAAUAGCUGUCUAAGGCUGGUGUACAUAUUCUUGAGGUGAUCAUGAGAAAUGAUUGAGAAACUGCUGUGCGAGCCUGUGGCCCUCCUGACUGUUGAAACCCACUUUGUGCAAUGCGAAAUCACCAUUCACAAAACCUCAGUCUGGCUCAUCUCUCACCCUCAAAAUACUCAUAGGUUACGCAUUGUGAAAUGUUUGCCUACUGCUUGUUGUUGACCUGCUGUAUGUUUCAUAGAAAGGGGCUCAUGUAAUGCUUUGCUUAAUGUCUAUUGGUGAUGUUUCUAUCAUAGGAGCAGGAAAAGGUUUGCAGUCAUUGGGACGGCAGUUUUCCAUGAGACAAUUUGCCCUUUUUGGAAAUAUGUGGUUAUAUAUACAUGAAUUCAUGGGCCCUGUCCAGAAACAACCUCUACUCCCUAGAUCAGAAAGAAUUGGAUUGGUAAAAGCUUUUUUACCUAGCUUUUCCGAUAGUGAUAUUCUUGGUGGAUUCUUUUUGUCAAAACUACAUAAAUAUCUAUAAAUGGCUUGGGAAUAAGGGGUGUUUCUGGAUAUAGGUCAUAGAUUUACAGGUCAGCUGUGGUUGAAUUUAAAGCCACUCUCCUGAUAUUGUUGUACUGUCUUUGUAUCAUAAUGUACAUUGCUGACUCCGCAAAUAGUCUUCCUCAGAGUUUUAGGAAGUUUUAUGGAGUGGUGUAGGAAUUGUGUUACAAUGCUGUGAUACACUAUGUGAUGCUUGCUGGUACAAUGCAGAGGAGGAAAAGGUAAAGAUGUUCUAUUUGUAUCCUUCCGUCUGUCGAUCCUGGGAUUAAAGAUGUUGCACUCUUUUCUCUCUA
Salvelinus sp. IW2-2015 is the source of this 7891-nucleotide messenger RNA. The record is from RefSeq and is a predicted model, not a curated record. Lineage: Eukaryota; Metazoa; Chordata; Actinopteri; Salmoniformes; Salmonidae.